GAGCACGUUGUGCGCGCGAACAAGUUGCCGCGGUUACGCAACUCUCGUUGAUUCUCGCACAGCACGCGGGAAACGGACGGCGAACUUGCGGUGUAUAUUCUCUCUCUUCUUCUCCCUGUUUGUAUUUUUUGUUUGUUUGCUGCUCGUCGUCACGCGGCCGUCUCAAGGACUGCUCGGACACGCGACCGGCAACGAGUAGUUUCGCAAAAAUUCUAAAGUGGACAUGCGUGUCGAAGAUCGGCCUGAAGGUGCACACCGAUGACGGAGGAGUCGACGACGAGGUGACCACCACUAGCACGGAGACACACGUAGAUACCAAUCAAGCGAUCAUGGCUAAAAGCGCUGAGAGGCUGCCCGGUACCUCCACCAGGCUGAGGACCAGAGACGACGGCUGUUGCUCCGUCAACUUUCUCAAAUAUGUUCUUCACAUUUACAACGUGGUGUUGUUCCUGUCUGGACUGGUCGUUGGCGGGAUCGGUGUCUGGACUGUGAUUUCGAAGCACAGCUACGUAUCCCUGAUGACGACCUCCACAUAUCCGACACUGGCCUACGCUUUAAUCGUCGCAGGUGUCCUGGCUGUGAUCGGUAGCUGGCUUGGUUGCGGCGGUGUAACUUCUGAAAAUAGAUGCGUUCUUCUCAUAUACGUGUUCAUGGUGAUGCUGGUGUUCGUGCUUGAGGCGGGCGUCGGAGCGUUGGCGCGACUCUACGAGGAGCAAGUCGGCCCUGAAUUGAAGAUGAAUCUUAAUCGCACCUUCCUCGACAACUACUCCGUGUGGAGCAGGGAAACAGCCGCGAUCGACCAGAUGCAGAUAGAGUUCAAAUGCUGCGGAGCCCUGAGAUUCGAGGACUGGCUGGUGAGCGAGUGGCACAAGGACGAGGAUGUCCUUAAGGAUGGCAGCGUCGUUCCCGAUAGCUGUUGCAAGACACCGACCCACCUCUGCGGAAGGAGGGAUCACCCGUCGAACAUCCAUUACACGGGUUGCAUCUACAAGUUCCUGGAGACAACGAAGGAGCACUUGAUCAUUCUGGGCGCGGUGGGUCUCGGUCUGUCGGUGCUGGAGCUGUUCGGGAUCGUUCUCGGCUCGUGCCUCUACAUAAAGCUUAGGCACGACUUCGACGACUGAGGAUUGCUUCAAGUCCGCGAGAGCAACAACAACGGCCGCUCGUGGUGCAGAUACAUGCAGAACGACACAGGAGCCGUUUGAUCGUCGCCGCGGAAGGGGCAGGAGGAACGGCCGUCGCGUCCAAAGGGGACUUGUCCCCGCUCGUCGUUCGCCGUACAGGAUUUCCUUCGUUUCUGACUCUUCCUCCGCGUCACAAAAGAGCUAGACUGCGUGAUACGUAUAUAUCCUCCCCUUUCCUGUCCCCUCCACCUUCCACAGCCACGGAUAAAUGGUUUCGACGGGGCAAAGACCGAACGAAAAGGUGGGAGGGGGGCGAUGCGUGCGCCUGGGCUACCGCAACCACGGAUGUCUUCAGAGAACUCCCUCCCCCUUCGUCGAAUCGGCUCCCUAGUCCCCGUUACGCGGGAUUUCGCGAAAUGUAAACGCGUUGAAAAGAGGGGAACCGGAUCACCGAAAUCCGUCGAAUCAAUGGGAGACACGCACGAUGUGGUCCCAAUCCUCUCCAAUUUGUCUCCCAGAGGGCGUGCUUCUGGCCCCUACUUCUCCGUUUUACCAGGAAAGGCGAGAACAUUGUCGAGCAAGAGCUGUGUCUCUGCCAACAGACAGAUCCUCUUUUCCCUCCCCAGUGACUAUCUGGAUAGCUCCAUUCUCCACCACGGGGAUGCCAUUGUCCUCGUAACUGUACCCAUGACGAAUUUAGAAGAAAAAGGUCUUCGGCGGCUGGUCCUUUCGAACGUGUUCACUUCGACGCUAUACUCCUCCCAAGGGGACUGUCGACCAAAGACCACAGUGAUCGAAAAUGUUUCGCGCGUGUUCUCUCACUCGGUGGGUGUCACGUGAUUUUUUGAAGAAUGUAUCAUGCGACGAGUGCACGGCACUCGGUUUUACUAGCGGCGAUCAUUUUCGCCCCGUUACAAAUUAAGCUGUCUCUUUGUAUACUGCCGUCACGAAUCCGCACAAGCUAAAGGCGUCUGUAGCCCACGAAGCGUGGUGUCGUUUCAUAGACAUCGGUUGCAGGCACGUUUCCAUGCUGCGUGCAAUGUAAGACGACAUUACUGAAAUUAGUAAUUGAGUAAAAUACCAUUAUUUGUUCAAGCAAUGGGAAAACAUGCAUAUGCACCUGUAUGAUCAUGAAAGUAUGCAAGAAGAAUGUAACAGAAAAAUCUUUUCAUUCCAUAGUUACUGCUUCUGUGAAUAUAAAGGUGCAACCGGAGUCAUGUCCUCUUUUACACUCGAUAUUUUUAUAAUUGACAUAAUUGAGGCGAAACAUUCUCUACACGUCGUGGACAGAAAUUUGUUAGUUCAAUGCGCGUCUGUGAAGCGACGCUUCGUGGACAGAAAGUACUCUCUAACAAUUCCUGUAAGUGAUCUUUUCCCCAAUGAUCGCUCUGAAGAGCCCUCAGCCAGUAAAAUCGCGACUGACGUACCGACGGUCGUUGUCAAGCCACGGCGCUGUUCCUCGGGGAUAAAAUCCCCAUUUGUCGAUAAAAAAGAAAGGACCACCGAAUUGUCCCAAUUUUUCACGAGAAGAAAAAGAAAAAAAUCGAUCGAAUAACGACGUAAAAUAAUCUUCCCCUAGUCCACGUUCUCCAAUUCGCUCGUUCCCAAGGCCUUUGGUUUUCGUCCUAAUUUAUUCGAUAAGGCUGGAGCCAAUCUUACGGAUCGUUCGCCCGGAGAACGGAUUAUCGACAGAGUCCGUGGACGAGGGGACGAUUCGAAUUUCGGUCGUUGACUUCGGACAGAACUGUAAACAGUGCCUUGAUGAAAUUAAUAGCGUUGUUAAGGUCCAGAGAUAUUUUAAAUUAUGGGCGAUGUAAAUCCGCGCGGAGAACGAUACGUCUAGCGUUGUAAAUGUACGUACAGUAUUUAUAUAUUUAUCUGUUGCUUCGCAGGUUAACACGAGCCUUCGCACAUUAUUUAUGACGAGUUUGUCGUGCAACGAGAGCCAGCGACGCGUUGCCUCGACGAUUGCGACGGGCGAUCGUUAUUUGUAUGCAAAAAUUCGGAUUUUAUACAUUUUGCGUCAUACGAAAUGGUAUAAAACACAACGAAGCAAAAGCUUCGUGAAGUUGAAGGGAAUGACAUUUCUACUUUAUUAUCGAUGUAAUACAUUCCUUCAGCCUCGUACGGUGGUGUCUGGGUCCAUUUCGGAACCACACAAUACAGACCAGCAUAUUUUUAAAAAGUUCCAUUCUGGACCCAGGUACCGCCGUUUAUUCGAUUAUCAAAAACGUCCACUUUCCGAGGGUUAAAUAGUGAAAAUAACUGUUUGUUUAGUUCUGGUUUUUAUAAAAUAAUCCUCGGGAACGAUAACUUUUACAAGGUUUUCUGAUAGUUUUUUUCCAAAAAGAAAGAAAUUCUUGAAGACUUGAGAACAUAACGGGGUUGAAGAAAAACCCAUAGGCGACAGCAAGUGUUAAGGUUUCGAGUGAAAUUUUCUAUCCUUUUAAAACCAAGAAACGAAGGAACAGUGUCUUUAUGUCCAACGCAUUUGACGUUGCCAAAAUGUGAUUACGCGCAAUUGUCGAUUCAGCUUCGCGCCGUGCUCGAGACAAAGUCUAAGGACAUAUUUUACUAUUGUACGAUCGCGCCAUAUGUUAUAUUUUAUUCUUAAUGUUAUUGUCUUCAUUGGUAUUACAUGUACGUGUAUUAUCUGUUAGAAUUUAGAAGAACUUUAUAAAUAUUGUACAUAUCAGACCCUAUUCUGUUACGAAUAAAAACUGAAAUCA
This is a messenger RNA of Dufourea novaeangliae, 3853 nucleotides long. Its product is annotated as CD151 antigen-like. Gene Ontology annotation, cellular component: membrane. NCBI's taxonomy places the organism in Eukaryota, Metazoa, Arthropoda, Insecta, Hymenoptera, Halictidae. The record is from RefSeq and is a predicted model, not a curated record. The coding region runs from base 330 to 1124 and encodes 264 amino acids. The transcript has 7 exons.